Molecule: messenger RNA, 1564 nt
Organism: Prosopis cineraria
Lineage: Eukaryota; Viridiplantae; Streptophyta; Magnoliopsida; Fabales; Fabaceae
Product: serine carboxypeptidase 1-like
Exons: 8
Coding region: 1-1482 (493 amino acids)
Biological process (GO): proteolysis
Cellular component (GO): vacuole
Molecular function (GO): serine-type carboxypeptidase activity
Source: RefSeq, a predicted model, not a curated record
AUGAAGGUAUUUGCUCUUCAUGCUUGUGUGAGUCUGUUUGCUUUGCUCUGUGUUUCAAGCAAAGCGAAUCAGCAGGCAGAAAGGCUUCAACAAUUUAUUGUAUCAAAGAGAUCGUCAAAGAAUAAUAAAGUUGAUCAUCUGAUAAAUUCUUGGUGGGACGAUGAAGAUUUGUCCAAACAAAAGUACUAUGUUUCAGAACAAGAGGGAUUAAGGAAGGCUGAUAAGAUCAGGUCAUUGCCUGGACAGCCUUAUGGGGUCAAUUUUGAUCAAUAUUCUGGUUAUGUCACUGUUGAUCCAAAAGCUGGAAGAGCCCUUUUCUAUUAUUUUGUGGAGUCUCCAUAUAAGCCUUCCACUAAACCACUUGUUUUGUGGCUCAAUGGAGGACCAGGUUGUUCCUCAUUGGGCUAUGGUGCGAUGCAGGAAUUGGGACCUUUCAGAGUCAAUUCUAACGGAAAAACAUUGUUUGUUAAUGAAUAUGCGUGGAACAAAGUGGCAAAUGUGUUGUUCUUGGAGUCACCAGCCGGAGUAGGGUUUUCCUACUCAAACACUUCAUCUGAUUAUGAUGUAGCAGGCGAUAAGUUUACAACAAGAGAUGCAUAUGUGUUCCUCGUCAACUGGCUUGAGAGGUUUCCACAGUACAAAUCAAGAGAUUUCUUCAUCACAGGAGAGAGCUAUGCUGGUCACUACGUGCCUCAGCUUGCUCACACCAUUUUGGUCCACAAUAAACACGAUCCCAAAACCAUUAUUAACCUCAAAGGCAUUGCUAUAGGGAAUCCUUGGAGCUGGGUUGAUGAUGAAACGAGUGAAAAGGGAGUGUAUGAUUACUUUUGGACGCAUGCUGUGAUGUCAGACGAAACCCAUGAAGCUAUUGGUAAGUACUGUGAUUUUGCUUCUGAAAGUGUUUCAGACGAGUGUGAGAGCUCCACGAACAAAGCAUACCAGGAGCUAGGGAACAUAAAUCAGUAUAACAUUUAUUCACCCAUCUGUCACGACACUUCAAUCAGAAAUAAUGCUUCACCUGGUUCUGUAUAUAAUUAUGAUCCAUGCUCUGAGACUUACGUGCAAGUCUACAUGAAUAACCCAGAGGUCCAGCGAGCUCUCCAUGCACUUCCCACCAAUUGGACUCAUUGCAGAAAUUAUUAUAACUGGACAGACAGCCCAAGUAACAGCCUGCCCACAAUCAAGUAUCUCAUUGCGAGUGGCAUUAGAUUCUGGAUUUACAGUGGGGACACAGAUGGAAAUGUGCCAGUGACGUCGUCUAGGUACUCCAUCAACCGCCUCAACCUUACCAUCCAGGUUUCAUGGCGUCCAUGGUAUUCCGGAAAUGAGGUAGGAGGAUAUGUGGAGCAUUACGAGGGAGUGAGCUUUGUGACUGUGAGAGGGUCAGGGCAUGAAGUUCCGAGUUGGCAACCUGCAAGGGCUCUCACUCUCUUCACUUCUUUCCUCAACCACACCCUCCCUCUUCCUUCUCCGCCCUCAUAAGCAUGGCCGUCCGGCUCCAACUUCUCAACCCGAGAACCGACCCGCCUGAUUAUUCGGAUAGUGUUCUACCUGUUUUCUAGAA